Messenger RNA from Phytophthora sojae, 402 nucleotides. RefSeq lists its product as hypothetical. The transcript has a single exon. NCBI's taxonomy places the organism in Eukaryota, Oomycota, Peronosporomycetes, Peronosporales, Peronosporaceae. The record is from RefSeq and is a predicted model, not a curated record. The coding region runs from base 1 to 402 and encodes 133 amino acids.
AUGGCGAACGAGGCAGCGGAGAACAAGGAGAAGGCGUCGGCCAAGUGGAAGACGGAGCCGAAGCGCCGCACAAAGACCAAGGGCAAGAAGAAUGCAGCAGCGGCUGCCGCUGCUCCUGCCGCUGCUGCUGCUGCAGAGGAAGUCGAGGAGCGGCCGUUCAUGGUGCGAGUGCUGACCGUGGGUGUGGCGUCGUACCUGGCGCACAAGGUCUGGACCAAGAGGAAGAUGCUUACGGCUGGCUGGUACACGGAGGAGCAGACGGAGACGGAGCAGGGCAUGGUCACGGCGUUCGAGUACAUGAGCUCCAUGGGGCUAAUCUUUGUCAUCGGCAUUGUGGUGGGCGUGAUCUUCAGCAAGGUGGCCAAGUGGGUCAAGGGCACGGCACCGCCGGCAGGUCAGUAA